UUUCUGAGUUGCAGAAGCGGGGUUGCGGUUGGCAAGGGUGCUGUAGGUGCUGUGGGGAGGUACUGUGCAUGAGCAGCACAGAGCUGUCUUUGGCAUUUGAUUGGAGUCGAGGCGGUGUCUCAGUUCCCGUGUCCCCCGUAACCAGCCCGACACCGUCCUCGCCCCCCCCCCCAGGUGACCCCAAAACCGGGCACCAGGGAGAGCCACACGAACACACAACUCCGGGUUUAUUUGUUUGCGAGUUAAGAACCACGGGAGUAGCUUUGCAGUGUCUACCCCCAUGGAUAUGGAGCUGCUGUGUUUAGAGGACGACAGUUUUAGUCAACCGCGACACCCCGCCGGUAAGAGCCAGACUGUACCGGUGCUCCGUGCGAAAUCAGACCCCGUAUUGUUCAGGGACGAGCGGGUCCUCCGAAACCUUCUCUCUCUGGAAGAGAAGGUCCCGCAGCGGCCCGCCUGCUUCGGCACCGUCCAGCGAGAGAUACAGCCGGGUAUGCGGAGGUUACUAGCGCUGUGGAUGAUACAGGUGUGCGAGGAUCAGAAAUGCGAGGAGGAGGUGUUUCUGGUGGCCAUGGAUUACCUGGACAGGUACCUGUGCUGUGCACCUGUGCGGAAGGAGCACCUGCAGCUGCUGGGGACCGUCUGCAUGUUCCUGGCCUCCAAACUCCGCGAGACUGUCCCCCUGACCGCGGAGAAGCUCUCCAUCUACUCGGACAGUGCGGUAUCUGUGCGAGAGCUGCUGGACUGGGAGCUGGUGGUGGCCGGCAAGCUGAAGUGGGACCUGGCGUCUGUGGUGGCUAGCGAUUUCCUGCAACUCUUUCUUCAGAGGCUGCCCCCCCUGCCCAGCGCAAGCCUGGCCCUGGUCCACAAGCACGCCCACGUCUUCAUUGCCAUGUGUGCCAUAGAUUUGAAGUUCUGGAUGUGCCCACCCUCCAUGAUUGCGUCGGGCAGCAUCGCAGCUGCGAUUCGUGGGCUUGAGAUCCCAGGGCCCGCCUUCUCCAAUGACUCGCUGCUGGAGCGACUCGCUACAAUCACAGCGGCAGACGUGGACUGCCUGCGAGCCUGCCUGGAGCAAAUAGAAAACGCACUCCAGUAUAACCUGCCCAAGGAGGGCAGCCUGUCGGAGAGCCCCGAGCACAGCACCCCCAGGACCCCCACUGACCUCUGGGACGUGCUCCUCUCCCCCAGCCCAGCCAGAGAGCUGGAGGCUGGGGAGGAUUCUGUACCCACUGCCUGAUGCACCCGGGGGACAGGCACAAGAGAACAAGAGGGUGAAGCACAAGCACUGUCAGGGUGCAGGACUGAGAAUGCAAUCUACGACAUUCUGUAGCAUGCUGUUCCUGUUACAUCAGUCCUGUCCCCAGGGGGGUGGGGGGGUCACCUCAGCCCCCCCCCCCCAGUCAAUGCACUGAAAUUGUUUUAGUUUUUGCUGUUGUGCCAACAUUUUAUAGCUUCAGAAAAAAAUAUAAAAAUACAAACCAAAAAAAGGCUGUAUUAGAUGUUGAAAUUUUGUACUGGUUGGCUUUGUUUUUGUAAAGCCGUUGUUCUCAGGGAGCUGCUGUUUCCCAUAAGUCUGUCUGAGUGCUGUAAUACCGAGCCAGGGCCAGUCUAGCAGCAGUCUGGGUGCUCCGUUUAUAAAAGGGCCCUCCGUCUCACCUCUUGCACCGCAGUCUGCUGCAUAUCACUGUAGUUCUGAACCAAAAAAAAAAAAAGAUGCUGCUUUGGGUUAAGAUUUCAAACUGAAAUUAAUAAAAACAAAUUUUAAAAA
Messenger RNA from Polyodon spathula (Mississippi paddlefish), 1768 nucleotides. RefSeq names its product G1/S-specific cyclin-D2-like. Lineage: Eukaryota; Metazoa; Chordata; Actinopteri; Acipenseriformes; Polyodontidae. The transcript has 5 exons. The coding region runs from base 281 to 1237 and encodes 318 amino acids. Gene Ontology annotation, cellular component: nucleus; cytoplasm; cyclin-dependent protein kinase holoenzyme complex. The record is from RefSeq and is a predicted model, not a curated record. Gene Ontology annotation, biological process: regulation of cyclin-dependent protein serine/threonine kinase activity; positive regulation of G1/S transition of mitotic cell cycle; mitotic cell cycle phase transition. Gene Ontology annotation, molecular function: cyclin-dependent protein serine/threonine kinase regulator activity.